GAGGCUCCUUCCCUAAAUAUGGUAUCAUACAUAGACACACAUUAAUGUUAUCUUCUUCAUUGAGUCCCUUGAUUGAAUGUUCCAAUGGCUACUUCCCCAUUCCCUCCCCCUAAAACCCUAAACCCUUCUUCUCCAUUUCUCAACUCCACCUCCCUCACACCAUUCUCCAAUCCCCUUCUUCAAACCCUAACCCUUAAACCCCAUCACACCCAUUAUUAUAAACCUCUUUCCAUCAUUUCCGGUAUCUCAUAUCCUUACCAAAUUUCCCUUUUCUCACGCCCGGACAUUCGUACCCAUGCCGGCCGGAGCAAGAAAAAACCUGGAGGCCCCUCUCCCGGCCGGAUUGAAGGCAACGCCGAUUUCCGACGGAAACUCAGGGAUAAUGCCCGCCGUAAAACCCAGAAGCUCGCCGAGUCCCAUUUCUACCGUCGCAAGAAGUCGAACAGAAAUUACGCGGAUAACUUCAGUGAGGAUGAGCUUCAACAGAUUGGCCUUGGCUACGAUCGUAUGGUUCGAUUCAUGGAGAAAGAUGACCCGAAUCUACGCCAUCCCUACGAUUGGUACAAGUACGGCGAGUUCGGCCCCUACUCGUGGCGUGGAGUCGUCGUCGGCGAGCCGAUUCGUGGGCGGUUCACGGAUGAACGAGUUACGAUUAUCAGUGAGGUUAAGGAUCAUGAGGAGUGGGAGAAGAUUGAGCAAUCAGAAAUGGCUGCUGAUUUCAGCACGGGAUUGCAGAGGAUGGACAAGAGCAAAGGAUUUCGUUACUUUUGGGUGUUCGUGAGACACCCACGGUGGAGAAUCUCAGAGCUGCCUUGGCAGCAAUGGACUUUGAUUGCAGAGGUUGUACUUGAAUCUGGUAAAGAAAGGUUGGAUAAAUGGAGCUUGAUGGGUAGGCUUGGAAACAAGUCAAGAAAGAACAUAACUCAAUGUGCAGCUUGGAUGAGACCCGAUAUCAUAUAUGUGAAAAAACCUGUUUAUCAGUGCAGAUUUGAGCCACAGGAUGAGUUUUUCCAAGCAAUGAUGCCAUUUCUUGAUCCCAAAACAGAACAAGAUUUUCUCUUUGAGUUGCAGGAUGACGAAGGAAAUGUUGAAUGGGUGACUUAUUUUGGUGGGUUGUGUAAGAUUGUGAGGAUAAAUCCAAAGGCAUUUAUAGAUGAUGUAGUGAAUGCUUACGAAAAGUUGAGCGAUGAGAAGAAAUCCAAAUGUUUGGAGUUUCUUCUGAGUAACCACCCUGUUCCAUUGCUGCAUCCAUAUACAAAAGAGUGGAAGGCUAAGUUGGAGGAGGAGGAGUUGGGAUGUGAUGCCCCAGACGAGAUGGAAAAUCGACGUAGGGACGACAAUGUGAUCACAGAGUGGAUUGAGACUGACAAUGAAGAAGAGUACGAGGAGCAACCCAAGGAGGAUAUCGUAAUGGAGGACAUGGAUGAGGACGAGGACGAGGACGAAGAGGAUGAUGAUGAACAAGAGGAGGGAAAUCAGGAAGAAGAAGAAGAUGAGGGUUACUGGGAUGAGAGGUUUAGGAAGGCAAUAAGUAGUCCAGAAGAGCUUGAGAAGCUGUUUAAACGCAGUGGAGAAAUGGCUGAUGAGUUGUAUGAGAAGGAGAAUGUGGGGAGAAGAAGGGCAACAGCCAUGAAAGACGGGGAUGAGGUGGAAAUGAGAGGGAAGAAACCAAAAGUGAAAGCAGAAGAAUGGGAGUAUAUUGGGUAUGGGCCAUGGAGGAAGAAGAUAAAGAAGAGUCAAAUUCCUCCAGAGUUGUUCUUGAGAUCUACAGUAAGGCCUUUCACUUAUAGGAAUCUUGUGAAGGAAAUUGUAUUGACAAGGCAUGCUAUUUUGGAUGGUGAAAUUGGGGUAUGAUCUUAUCAUUACUUUAUAGUAUUAUUUUCAAAUUGGAAUACAUAAAUUAAAACCAUUCUCACUGUUAUGGGAAAAAAUGGUGAAUUGGUUGUGAAGGGGAUUUUUGUUACAUAUAAAAAAAAAAAAAUAGUAGUACAUUGCACUUUUAGUAAUACAUGGCACUUUUUUAACUUAA
Molecule: messenger RNA, 2029 nt
Organism: Cucumis sativus (cucumber)
Lineage: Eukaryota; Viridiplantae; Streptophyta; Magnoliopsida; Cucurbitales; Cucurbitaceae
Exons: 1
Coding region: 85-1854 (589 amino acids)
Source: RefSeq, a predicted model, not a curated record